Molecule: messenger RNA, 365 nt
Organism: Acanthoscelides obtectus
Lineage: Eukaryota; Metazoa; Arthropoda; Insecta; Coleoptera; Chrysomelidae
Source: the annotation of a GenBank genome assembly
AUGACAGAUGACAGACUGUUUGGGAGGAGCAUAGUAGAAAGAAGGUUUUUGAAGAAGAAAAAAGAACCUACAACUGAAGUAGCAAGUACAUCAGCCGUUAGUUCUUCCGAGAAUACAGAUAGUAUGACUUCGUCUGAAGAAAUUCCUAGCACGCCUCAGGUGGAGAAAAAGAGGAAAAAACACUACAAACAAAAAUUUAGAUCAGAGUGGAUACGAAUCUAUCCUUGGUUAGAAGAAAAAAAAACAACAGUCAUUCUGUAAAGCUUGCUCAAAAUUUAUUGCUGGAGGUUUUAAACAUUUAGGACGACAUGCAUCAUCCCAGACUCAUGAAAAAAACAUCAUAAAAGCAAAAAAGACACCAACCA